CACGCGUCCCCCACCCCCCACCCGCCCCACUCCCAGGUGAUCAUCGAGCGCUACAAGGGUGAGAAGCAGCUGCCUGUCCUAGACAAGACCAAGUUCCUGGUCCCGGACCAUGUCAACAUGAGCGAGUUGGUCAAGAUCAUCCGGCGCCGCCUGCAGCUGAACCCCACGCAGGCCUUCUUCCUGCUGGUGAACCAACACAGCAUGGUGAGCGUGUCCACGCCCAUCGCGGACAUCUAUGAGCAGGAGAAGGAUGAGGACGGCUUCCUCUACAUGGUCUACGCCUCCCAGGAAACCUUCGGCUUCUGAACCAGCAGUAGGGGGGGUUGGCCUGGGAGUGGGGGCCCUGUCAGGCUCUGCCUAGGGAGCUCCAGGCUCCUGAACUGAGCUGCCUCUGCCCCUGUGGGCUGGGCAGGGAUAUGGCCCCCUAGCCAGGGGGCCCAGCCAACCAACUCCACCCUUGGGUGGAUCCUGGGCCAGUCACGUUAGGAUUGCCCCUCUGGGUGCUGGCUGGGAUGGGGGAGCGUGGGGAGCAGCCCCCAGCACCCCUGCUUUGUGUGGUUUGUCUUUUUUUUUUUUAGGCCCCUGCCUGUCUGCCCAUCUGUCCCUCACCCACCUGAGGCUUUGCCCCCGGUCUGGACCUGCCCACCCCUGAAAGAUGGCUCCUGGCUCACCCACAUGAUCUUCACAUGGUGUAUGGAUCUCUGGUCAUUGUCCCUCUGCAGAAUAAAGAUUGCUCAGGCCUGCCUGGC
Molecule: messenger RNA, 749 nt
Organism: Galeopterus variegatus (Sunda flying lemur)
Lineage: Eukaryota; Metazoa; Chordata; Mammalia; Dermoptera; Cynocephalidae
Gene: MAP1LC3A
Product: microtubule-associated protein 1 light chain 3 alpha
Exons: 2
Biological process (GO): autophagosome assembly; autophagy of mitochondrion; cellular response to nitrogen starvation
Cellular component (GO): autophagosome; autophagosome membrane; cytosol
Molecular function (GO): ubiquitin protein ligase binding
Source: RefSeq, a predicted model, not a curated record